AUGGAGGUUCAGAACCGGGCGGAGAGACUUCGGGAUGCCCUCUGCCUACCACCUAUCCGUCGGGCAUCUGCAGACAACAUCAACCCAUCUCAUCCGAGAUACAUAUCUCACUUACCACCAAGCCACCAAAGAACACCACAAGACGGUUAUUAUUCCCCCUUCACGACUUCUCCGACAACCCGAAGCAACCGUUCAGAGUCGCCAAGGGUUCUUCCCCCAAUCAUUUCAUUUGGCGACGACAUAGCUGAGUCGCCUGUCUUUCAUACUCCCCAGAGUAGCCGACGAGCAAGCCAAGUAUCAUACCCAGCCUCAGAUAAGAGUCUCGACCCAUUCCAGCCGAUCCACUAUGAUCCAAAUCCUCACGAGAAGGCAGCCCCGAGUCUGAAGUCGCAGCCUACUAACAGCAUGACAACUCCUGGUGACGUGAAUCAGAAUAAUGGUAUGUGUCGGAUACCGAGUGACAAAAAGGCUGGGACUACAUUCUAUGAGAUUCCAACGCCUUUGGCAGAAUAUCUUGAGAGGAUCCUUGCUGCAGGGGACAUGCCAUUUACUCUGGCUGGUUUCAGAGACAGAGAUAACUAUUACAACUGCCCGUUCUGUAGCGAGAACGGAAAGAGGAAUUAUAAAAGGUCAGGACCUUUUGCGGAUCAUUUAGUAAGGCACUGGAAAUCGCUACAGACAUCAUAG
Molecule: messenger RNA, 687 nt
Organism: Fusarium verticillioides 7600
Lineage: Eukaryota; Fungi; Ascomycota; Sordariomycetes; Hypocreales; Nectriaceae
Exons: 1
Coding region: 1-687 (228 amino acids)
Source: RefSeq, a predicted model, not a curated record